Messenger RNA from Photinus pyralis (common eastern firefly), 1523 nucleotides. RefSeq names its product serine hydroxymethyltransferase, cytosolic-like. Gene Ontology annotation, molecular function: mRNA regulatory element binding translation repressor activity; serine binding; zinc ion binding. The transcript has 4 exons. Bases 33 to 1442 code for a protein of 469 amino acids. Gene Ontology annotation, biological process: protein homotetramerization; folic acid metabolic process; purine nucleobase biosynthetic process. NCBI's taxonomy places the organism in Eukaryota, Metazoa, Arthropoda, Insecta, Coleoptera, Lampyridae. Gene Ontology annotation, cellular component: cytosol; cytoplasm; nucleus. The record is from RefSeq and is a predicted model, not a curated record.
UCUGCUUGCUUUUAGAACAAAGCACCACAACAAUGAGUAGAACAGGAAUUUCAAUAUUAUUAAGUGCAAAUCUAUGGGAUGCUGAUCCAGAGCUGUUUAGUCUAAUACAAAAGGAGAAAAAGCGCCAAGAAGCCGGUCUCGAGUUGAUUGCUUCCGGAAAUUUUACUUCCUUAUCGGUUUUGCAAUGCCUCAGUUCAUGUCUUCACAAUAAAUACUCAGAAGGGCUCCCGGGAGAGCGGUAUUAUGGUGGCAAUGAGGUAAUCGAUGACAUCGAAAGGCUCGCUCAAAAACGAGCUCUCGAGGCUUUCAAUUUGAAUCCCGAAGAAUGGGGGGUCAAUGUUCAACCCUAUUCAGGAUCACCAGCAAAUAUAGCAGUGUACACAGGCAUUGUGGAAGCGCAUGGUCGUAUUAUGGGCUUAGAUUUACCCGACGGAGGUCACCUCACGCAUGGCUUCCAAACCCCAACCAAAAAAGUAUCGGCAUCAUCCAUGUUUUUUGAAUCUAUGCCUUACAAGGUUGAUCCUGAAACAGGUCUAAUAGAUUACGAUCAACUUGCUAGCUCCGCCAAACUGUUCAGGCCAAAGUUGAUUAUCGCUGGUAUUAGUUGUUACUCUCGUCCUUUGGAUUACGAGCGAUUUCGAGAGAUUUGCGAUAGCGUCGGUGCGUACCUCUUUGCAGAUAUGGCGCACACGUCGGGACUCGUGGCCGCCGGUAUUAUACCAAGCCCGUUCGAAUACAGCGAUGUCGUGACGACAACAUGCCAUAAAAGCUUAAGAGGGCCGCGAUCGGCAGUGAUCUACUUUAAGAAAGGCGUGCGAUCCACGAACGCAAAGGGCGAAGCAGUGUUGUACGAUCUGGAAAAGAGAAUCAACAAUGCCGUCUUUCCAGCUUUGCAAGGGGGACCUCACAAUAAUGGGAUCGCCGGUAUCGCAACCGCGUUUAAACAAGUCAAGUCGGUCGAAUUUGUCCAGUACCAAAAACAGGUGGUGGCCAACGCUCAACAUAUGGCGGCAAAGUUAAUAGAUAGAGGAUACAACAUUACCACUGGAGGCACCGAUAAUCAUCUUUUGUUGGUUAACCUGCAAGGAACAGGCCUGUCAGGGUCCAAAGCUGAGAAAAUUCUAGAAAGGGUGUCAAUCUCCUGCAACAAAAACACUGUUCCUGGAGACAAAAGUGCUUUAAAUCCAUCUGGAUUCAGAUUAGGUACUCCAGUUCUGACCACUAGAGGACUCGUCGAGGCCGAUUUCGAUAAAGUUGUAGACUAUAUCGAUAAAGGAAUUAAACUGGGUUUGGAAGUUGUCAAAAUAUCUGGUCCCAAACUUGUUGAUUACAUUAGAGUUCUUGAUAGCGAGCAAACCAUUGGGAAGAAAAUAGAAGCACUAAAAAAUGAUGUUGAAUCCUUUAGUAAAACUUUUCCGAUACCGGGACAUCCUGAUUACUAGUUUUACUGUAUUACUGUAUUAAAAAUAGAAACACAAUACCAAUUGUACCAGUACCAAUAUAUGAUCAGAAUGGCGUUGCCA